GAGACACGGCAACACGGUCCCCUUUUACCGAUAUUUGUUUGACAUGAUGAAAGCAGCAAUAUGGCGGCCGGCAGUGUAGCUGGUGCACGAGAGAUGUGCGUGAAAACGCAGUGAUUUUUCCGCGUCCGCAGCGUCUCCGGGUGCGACCACCGCACCAACCCCGAACGUCCGAAGUACCCCACGCGAAACGCGACCGACAGUUACGCGACACAAUCCGCUGCGAGGCCCCGUUUUUGCCCACCUGAGGAAUGUUGGAUUUUUUCGUCGCGACCGAGAGUGCAUGAAAACUGACUUAGUUGAGCCGAUUUUUGGAUAAUUCGGCUGUUGUGUUGUGCUGUUUUGAUUUUGUACGUGUGAUGCGGCAGUUUUGAUUCAUUGGUGGCGAUCGAAUCGGUUGUAAGCGUUCCGUACGCAGGUGAACAGACAGGCCAUCGAACCACUGGACAGAUAUGGCCUUCAAUGAGAAGGUUGAUCCGGAGCUGAUAUUCACGAAACAGGAACGGAUCGGCAAAGGGUCGUUCGGCGAGGUGUUCAAGGGCAUCGACAAACGUUCGACGCAGGUCGUUGCCAUCAAAAUCAUCGACUUGGAGGAGGCCGAGGAUGAGAUCGAGGACAUCCAGCAGGAGAUCAUGGUGCUGUCCCAGUGCGACAGCCCCUUCGUCACCAAAUACUUCGGAUCCUAUCUCAAGGGUUCGAAACUAUGGAUCAUCAUGGAGUACCUGGGCGGCGGCUCCGCCCUGGACCUGAUGAAGGCCGGCAACUUCGAGGAGAUGCACAUUGCCAUCAUACUGCGCGAGGUGCUCAAAGGUCUCGACUACCUGCACAGCGAGCGUAAGCUGCAUCGCGACAUCAAGGCGGCAAACGUGCUGCUGAGCGAGAUGGGCGACGUCAAACUGGCCGAUUUCGGUGUCGCUGGCCAGCUAACGAACACCACCAGCAAACGGAACACGUUCGUCGGCACGCCCUUCUGGAUGGCCCCAGAAGUCAUCAAGCAGUCGCUGUACGAUUCCAAGGCGGACAUCUGGAGUCUGGGCAUCACGGCCAUCGAACUGGCCAAGGGCGAGCCGCCCAAUUCCGAGCUGCAUCCGAUGAGGGUCUUGUUCCUGAUACCCAAGAAUAAUCCGCCGCAGCUGACCGGCAGUUAUAGUAAACAGUUCAAGGACUUUGUUGAGGCUUGCCUCAAUAAGGACCCAGAAAAUAGACCUACGGCUAAAGAAUUGCUCAAAUAUCCGUUUAUUAGGAAGGCGAAGAAAAAUUCAUAUCUGGUAGAUUUAAUAGACAGAUACAGAAAGUGGAAGGGAAGUAGGAACGAUGAAAGUGAAACCGAGUCCGAAAACUCCGAUUCCGAGGAACCCAAACAGGACAGCGACCUAGACGACCCGUGGAUAAUGACGGUGAAAGGCAACCAUCCGAUGAAAAUGCCAGACGACAUCGUCAGUCCAAACCACAAGAUAGCAUCGAACAACAAGGUGCAGAACGGCUCCUCGGCGACGACGAUCGCCGCCAAGUCGCCCCCGAAAGACGCCAACCUCAACCACUACAGGCCCGACAAACAGACGGCCCAGCCGGCGGUCAAGUCGACGUCCGCGACGACCAUGACGACGGUCGUGCAGUCGCCGACGUCCGACAACAAAAAGGAGAUGCGCGAGCAACGAGAGAAGAGGAUUUCCAGAGAGCUGAGUCCGCUGGACCAUCGGGGAGAGCCCGAACAGGAGAAGAAGUCGAACAGACGGUCGGUGUCGUCGCGAGAGUACAGGGAACACUCGACCAGCACGACCAAGAUCGAAUCGUCGCGGCCCCCUUGUCUCAGCGGUUUCAUCUACCCCCUGAUCUCCGAGUUGCAGAGAAAGCACCAGUAUAACGGCAGGGCGGCGGACACGUCGCACAAGUCGGACGCCAUCGACGACCUGCGGAACGCGUUCGAAAUAGCGGAGCGCCAAAGCCCCGGCAUAAGUGAAACGUUCAUCUGCGAGCUGGUGCAGAAGCUGGUGCCGUCGAUCACGGACCAACGGUUAAGGGGAGUCCUUGACAAAGUCACGAGGGAGUCAUAGAACAGGAUGCGAAGAGAAUAAGAAAGGCAGCCGCCCAACAUGGGCGGCCAAACCGGAGAACCUUAAUAUCAACUUAACUAUUAAAAAAAAUCACAUAGUAUAAAAGAAAAUUUUUCCUACCUUUUAAAGAUAACUUACGGAUACAUACAUGACAAUAUCUUAUAUCUCUUGAGCUUAAUACAUAGCACUGGUAGCGUAAGAGGAGAGUUUUGCAAUGCCAUAACGUUUGUUGUUGAGAUGUUCUUUCUGUAGGUUAAAACAAUUAUUAAUAAUAAAUGGGGACGUUCGUUUUAGGUCCCGUAGGCACGUAUUUAAAAAGAAUUUAUCACGUAAGUGCCAACUCCAUCCAGUUCUUGAUGAAAAGCAUGCUGUUCCACUUUAAAUUAAACCUUUUGAAAAUUACAAAAAAAUAAUAUUAAUUAAUCAUUGCCAAUUGCCCCCAUUGGGAUUAUGUAUAUAUGUAAAUCUAGAUCGAAGUAUAUAUCAUUAAGAUAAUAUUUUUUCUUGCAAUGUAUUUUUUUAGAUGUGUACAUAAUAUACAUAUAUAUUAUAAAUAUAUAGUUAUCUAUCUUAAUUUUUAAUUAUAUUUGAUGUACUGUGUCAUCCAGGUUCAUUAUUUAUUUAAUUUAUUUGUACUUAAACUGAAACUGUUGUUGUAGUUUAUUAAUUAAUUGUGUUAGAUUUUGUAAAUAAGUUAUGUAAAAAACACUUGAAGACAAUAAUAUAUUUAUCAAGUUGAAUCAAAUUGGUUUUCUUAAUCAUUUUAGCCGAUUUUGUGAUGUGUGGGUAGUGAGUACAAAAAAAUGAUCGAAUUGUUUUGUAGCAAGUCGGUUUAAGUACAAAUAAAGAUCGUUUUUAACAAGACUUGUAGCUUAGUAAGAUUUAACCUGGCGAUGUGAAUGCGUGAAACAAGAUUUAGAAGUGCCCUUCAAAUUUGCAUCACAAAUUCGAACGAACGUCAAAAAAUAAAAAUGAAUACGACCCGAAGACGAAGUUUAUUGUGGUUUUCGGGCGCAUGAAUGGAUAUAUGAAUGUUUAUUUAGUUAUUUGUUAGGUUUUAGGCUAAUUUGUUAAUAUUGUGUUGUAUAAUGGGUUCAGUUAAGUAAAACUACAAAUAUAUAUUCUAUAAAGAUAAAUGUGGAUGAUGGAUUUCCGUCCUCCAGUUUUUUGGGAGGGUGAUUUCUAAGGUGACAUGUUGGUAGGAUGGUCCCACUUUCAGUAUUACUGUGCGAACUUGUUUUUUAUUAUAUUUUUUUGGUAGUUGCAAUCGAGUGUUUGCUCAGGCUUCCGAAAUACUUACUCACAAUCAGUGCUUUAUGUCUACGGUCUGUGUACAUAUGAUUAUGUUGAUUAUUCGAUUCGGAAUACUGUGAUAGAGUGAACAUGAACUGCAUGUAAGUAUUUUUUUAACGGGGGUGAUGUUUCGAUUAUUGAACUGUUGCCGUCAACUAUUUCUUGUUGUUUUUUUUUUAAAUAUUGUUAUCUCAUUUAGAGUCUUAUAGUUUUGCCCGCAUAGUUAAUACUGUACAGUCAAUUACUGUAUGUACUUUUAGACUAACUAUUCAAUAACACACCUGAAUUUUAUUCAAAAGUAUGAGAUCUGUUCGUUCUUGUACAAACUAAACGGUGUACAUUAAUAAAUAAACAAUUAUUUCAAUUUAAA
Molecule: messenger RNA, 3714 nt
Organism: Aethina tumida (small hive beetle)
Lineage: Eukaryota; Metazoa; Arthropoda; Insecta; Coleoptera; Nitidulidae
Gene: GckIII
Product: serine/threonine-protein kinase 26
Exons: 7
Coding region: 450-2051 (533 amino acids)
Biological process (GO): protein phosphorylation
Molecular function (GO): protein kinase activity; ATP binding
Source: RefSeq, a predicted model, not a curated record